AUGUCUAGUUUUCACCACUUCUCAAAUUUAAAAAAAUUUGAUCUGUCUGAGCUGAUGUAUAAUUAUUAUGGUUAUGGUGCUAACCAGGAUAGGAAGCUCAACAACAGCCCUAAUUAUAGGGCAGAGUACCAGUCACAAUCAUCAUCUCAGUCAAUACAGACUCAAAUGCUGUCACUGUCUAAUCCAGUAAAUAAUGCCACAAAUGCCAAUCAUGGACCUAAUACUAAUAGUUCAGAUAAGAGGUCAUCCAACCAACCCCAGUAUUAUCAACAACAAUAUCCUUAUCAAUAUGUUAAUUAUGAUAACUAUGUCCAUGUAGUACCAUAUCAACAAAUGGUACCAAAUCAACAAAUCGUUCCCAAUCAACAAAUGGUGCCGAAUCAACAAAUGGUUCCCAAUCAAUAUUAUCAAUAUAACCAACAACAUUUAAAUCAGUCGAGCCAUUCACAACCCAAUCAGCCCGGUCAUCAAAAUCAACCUGGUCAACCUAAUCAACCUAAUCAUCCCGGUCAGGCUUUUCCUGGUCAACCUGGUGUGGGGAUGUCUGGGCAGGCUGGCCAUCAGUAUGGGCCAGGAUCAACUAAUCAACCUCAUCAACUUCUGAUUCAACAAGUUCAACUUCAACAAGCACAACUCCAACAAGCUCAAAUUCAACAAGCACAACUUCAGCAGGCACAACAGCAUCUCCAACUUCAACAAGCACAGCAACAACUUCAACAUCAGCAUGAGCUUCAACAAAAUCCUCCACAAGUUCUGCAGCAACUGCACCAGGCUCAUCAGAAUAGCCAUCAGAGCCAGUUGAGUCACAGUCAAACUAAUCAGGCUCAUUCCACUAACCUGAGUCAACAACAUCUGCAUCAACAACAGCCACACAUUCAUCAACCCCAUCAAAACGGUCAAAAUGUACAACAUCAUGCCAUUCAAGCUCAAAGUCAACCACAAAAUCAAGGUCAAAUACCUGUUCACCCCAAUCAAGCUUUGUUAAGGAAAUCGUCGACUCCUCCCAUAACAAAUCAUAUCGCUCAACAGGGACAUCCUCAGUUAAACUCAAACCAAUUGACCCCUAACCAAGUUCUAACCCCAAAUCAAGUUCAUCCAACCAUGACUAAUGGCAUAAAUCAGAUUACUCCAAUGCAUUCUAGAUUCAACAAGAGGUUUUACGAGAAUGAGGAGAUCAUGGAGGCCAAUUAUCAAUAUCCGAAUUCUUAUGAAUACGACACAAACUACAUGAGACAGGAUUUCGACUUCGAAAAGAAAGAAGUAGAUAUGAAAGAUACACCCAAACAGAAAGUACAAUCUAAAAAAACUGAAGAGUCCCACAAAUCAGAGGAAAAUAUCACUUUCAGCAAAGAGACCUCUAAAGACAAGAAGAAAAGAGGGAGACCCAGAGUAUUGUUGUAUGAUAAUACCACCAAUGAAUACAUGGACUCUUCUAAUCCAAAUUAUAAGGCUUUGAGGAAAGAGUUGGUUGGUUCAGGAAAAUUCAGCGAGGAGCUUUUGUCUACAUACCUUGCAAAGAAGGAAGUAACAUCAUCAAUAAUCUCUCAUGAUUACAAUAAGCAACAAGUGGAGGAGUUGAUUGUGAAGAAGGAUAAGAGAGGUAGACCAAGGAAAUUUCCUAUCGAACAAACUGGUAUCACGGUAAAAGGUGUAAGAGUUGAAGGUUAUAAGCAGCCCAAGGUUUUGAAAAGUCAGUCAAAUAUUAAACCUAAAAAGAGUCGAGGAAGACCCAGAAAAUCAGCUGAUAUCAUGUAA
Messenger RNA from Yamadazyma jaroonii, 1755 nucleotides. The record is from the annotation of a GenBank genome assembly. Lineage: Eukaryota; Fungi; Ascomycota; Pichiomycetes; Serinales; Debaryomycetaceae.